Molecule: messenger RNA, 1942 nt
Organism: Tarenaya hassleriana
Lineage: Eukaryota; Viridiplantae; Streptophyta; Magnoliopsida; Brassicales; Cleomaceae
Exons: 2
Coding region: 62-1270 (402 amino acids)
Biological process (GO): phosphatidylinositol phosphate biosynthetic process; protein localization to plasma membrane
Cellular component (GO): plasma membrane
Source: RefSeq, a predicted model, not a curated record
GUCGCUAAGACUCAGAGAAUAUAGCCAAUACUUUCCCUUCUCGAAGUCAGACCCAUUUCCAAUGGACUUCUCCGUCAAAGCUUCCGGCGACUCUCCUUCUCCGUCCUUCUCCACCUCUUCUUCAACCCCUCACCGAUUCCAGUCCGCCUCCACUGGAACCUCCUCCACCGCUGCAGAUCGCGAUCCGAUGCAUUCAUGGUGGGAGUCCGUCUCCAAGCAGCGCUCUCGUAUCCUCUCUCUGUCCUCCAUCAUCUCUUCCACGUCUGAGGCGGAAAACGGAGAUGGAAGUCUGAUCUCCUCUCUGGCGGAUUCCGAUCGGCCGGCGCUUUCUCUCCUCUCGUCUCCGGCUGCUUACUCGUUGAUCUCCUCCGCUCUUCGCAAUCCGACCUCCGGAUCCGGAUCCGACCCGCUUUGUCAGUGGCUCUACGACACCUACCUCACUUCCGAUCCGCCACUUCGCCUCGUUGUCCUCUCGUUCCUCCCGUUGUUGGCCGGAAUCUACCUCUCUCGCAUCCACUCCUCUGAUUCGUCUGCUCUUCCUUCCCUCGCCGGAUUCGAAGCCGUGCUUCUCUCCAUCUACGCCGCUGAGGUCAAAGCGCGCUCUGGUAAACCCAUCCUCGUUCAUAUCCCAGAUCUCUCUCAGCCAUCUCUCUACCACACUCCGCGGAUCGGCGCGAUGCCUGAUUCCCCUACCGCCGCCUGCGUCGGGGUAUUGUCUCCGCCGCUCGAGCCGCAAAUGGCCGUCAAGUCAACUAAGCGCGCCGGCAUCGUCGGUGUGACACUGCAAUGCUACUUCAAGGAGAUCUCUGAGAUGCCGGCUUGGUCUAAGCUCGAAUUCUGUAAAUUUGCUGCCAGUUGGGCUGGUCAGGACUGCCCUUGCAAGGAGAAAAUAGACGGUGAUGAACCCCAAACCCUAGCAUUGACGAACGGUUUUGCUGAUUCCUCUUUCAAUAGCAGUAACGGUCAUAGCGUUGAGAUCGAGGAGGAGUUUGGUACACUGGCCAUUAGAGAGAACGGAGAGCAUCUAAGCUCCGAGGUCGGAGGCGUGAGAAUUCCGCUUCCAUGGGAGCUUCUUCAACCCAGUCUACGCAUCCUGGGUCACUGUUUACUGAGCCCUUUGAAUUCGCAAGACGUCAAAGAUGCAGCUUCGAAUGCAGUGAGAUCUCAGUAUGCAAGAGCCUCUCAUGAUUUGAAUCCGCAGGCAAUCCUCGGGACACGUAGUCUGGUUAACCUAGACAAGGGCUCGCGAGCCGGCUGCACCAGCCAUUAAUGGCUCCUCAAAUGCUAAUACUCCUAGCAAGGGGAAGAAGCCCGAGAUCCUUCUGGCUUCAAACAGAGCAAACCCUGCGGAUCUCACCGUCCGACCCGGUCUUCACUUCAGUGAGACUCAUCUUUAUCAUGGACCUCGCAAACUGGGGUCCGAAGGCAAGGACCGGUCGACGCAGUCCCAAGAAACGUUCAAUGAUGGCUCGUGUCUCGGGGUCGGACCAUAGCACCUGGUCGGACUGGAGGACCCCACGACCGGCCCUGACGUUGGAUAAGAAGGAAGUGUCGAACCGGCCUUCGCUUCCGGUGUCAAGAGCCACUCUCGUCGUUGCGUCGCCGUUGAGCGGACACUGAGCUUGAAUCUGUGGCACGAAGCUCGGGUUGAUCGAUGGGUCGGGGCUCCCAGUGUUGUUGAAGUUGAAGAACCUGUUCCUCACCACACCGCACCCAGCGGUUCCUAGGGUGUGCCCUCCUGGUUAAACCGGAAAAGAAAAUACCCAACUCAGCAAAUUUUCGGAUAAUAGUUUGAUUAUAUGAUAUCAACUGAUGGAAAUGUGUCGGUUCGUCACUAGAUACUAACAGAUGUUACUUUUGUCCGUUACACGUUCAACGUGUAUAAAACUAUAAUCAACACGAUUCGUAUUGAAUAUGCUAUCUAAUAAACAUGUUUUCUUGA